AACGUGCCUCAUAAUGGGAGGUUUAAACCCGAAAACGUCAUCUUUGUGGGUCUUAUGCCUGAUCCCAAAGAGCCCAAAACAAACAAAAUAAACAACCAUAUUGAGCCAAUAGUAGAUGAAUUGAUACAGCUGUAUCACGGAAUAAGAAUGCCAACGAUCGAGUUUCCUGUCGGUGAGGUGAUUCGCGCUGCAUUGAUGAUGGUCGCCUGCGACAUUCCAGCUGUCAGGAAUACCAGCGGAUUUACCACACUUAAUAGCUCAUGCGCGUCCUUUAAGCGCAACCGUCAUUUCACUCGCCUUGACAGCACAAACAAGGUUGAUUUCCGUGGAUUUAAAGAAUCUGAGUGGUGUCGUCGUAGCUGUGAGUAUAAUAGACUGCAUGCUGAGGAGUGGAAGAACGGAGUUACCCUCUCAGAAAGGCAGCAUCUGGGAAUCGAAAAUGGUGUUCGAUGGUCGCAGUUGCACCGCCUUGGAUACUUUGAUCUAGUACGUGGAACGAUCAUUGAUCCCGCGCACAGCCUAUUAUUG
Molecule: messenger RNA, 528 nt
Organism: Phycomyces blakesleeanus NRRL 1555(-)
Lineage: Eukaryota; Fungi; Mucoromycota; Mucoromycetes; Mucorales; Phycomycetaceae
Exons: 1
Source: RefSeq, a predicted model, not a curated record